AUGCAUCUGAGCACGUUUGGGCUGCUUGCCCUUGGGGCAGCUUCAGUCGAUGCCUUCCGUGACACCUCUCCAUUCUUUCUCGCAUCAACCUCCGAGGUCCUAGCGAACUCGGCGAAUAUCAAGACCAGCGCCUCCCUGUUUGAAGAGCUUUCCUCUUCCCUCAGCGCCUGCCCUUCAGAGUACUAUGUCGUUGUCAACCAGCCUGGUGUGCACAGCUCCGACUUCUCAAGCCGCAAAUCGGCACCUCGCCUCGGCGCGAAGAUGCUUGGAAAGGACAAGUCCAUCCGAUCGAAGAUGAGCGUCAACGAGGUGACGGGCUUGUUGGAGGUCAAGCAAAUCAAGGACCUUCUGGAGGUCAAAUGCCAGGCGCAGACUACCGUCAUCGACGGCUCCUCUGGAUCGUAUCCAUCCUACUUUGAGUCGGGUCCUCGAGUUAUUGACAUCGAGUUUCCCAUGCUCUCGCUGGGCUCGGACCGCGCCAACCAGCUCUCUGACAAUGAUGGCCUGAUUUCCGAUAUCAUUGAUCGCAUUCCUUCCUCCUCCAAGUAUACUCUUCUUUAUGUCACCACGCCGAGAGAAUUCCCCGAAACCGACUCCAUCGUCUACGAAUCCGAGGACGCGUAUCAAGACUCCGUCCGAAUGGAACUCAAGCGCGACUACUCUUCCUACUCUUCCUAUUCUAGUGCCUCCGAUUCGUCGAAUCGCAACACAUCUCUGUUUGACGAAUAUCAAUACUUUACUCCAGGCAUCUUCAUGGGCUUGAUGGCUUCAUUCCUAUGCCUGAUCAUCUUGUAUAUUGCAAUCAGCGCCGUGAGCAGUCUCCAGGUUCCCUAUGCUGCGUUUGAGAAGGACACGUCCUCUGCUGCGCAGAAGAAGCAGCAGUAA
Penicillium canariense is the source of this 885-nucleotide messenger RNA. Its product is annotated as Ac45/VOA1 transmembrane domain-containing protein. The transcript is spliced from 5 exons. The record is from RefSeq and is a predicted model, not a curated record. NCBI's taxonomy places the organism in Eukaryota, Fungi, Ascomycota, Eurotiomycetes, Eurotiales, Aspergillaceae. Gene Ontology annotation, cellular component: endoplasmic reticulum membrane. Bases 1 to 885 code for a protein of 294 amino acids. Gene Ontology annotation, biological process: (1->6)-beta-D-glucan biosynthetic process; fungal-type cell wall biogenesis.